Malaya genurostris is the source of this 837-nucleotide messenger RNA. RefSeq lists its product as uncharacterized. The transcript has a single exon. The record is from RefSeq and is a predicted model, not a curated record. Bases 1 to 837 code for a protein of 278 amino acids. Lineage: Eukaryota; Metazoa; Arthropoda; Insecta; Diptera; Culicidae.
AUGAGAUUUCGUACGCACCCGAUCGCCAUAGUAGCCGACAUCGAGAAGAUGUACCGACAGAUUCAACUGCACCCUGAAGACCGUCCACUUCAACGCAUCCUCUGGCGUUCCAAACGUGAUGAACCUCUCAGUACAUUCGAGCUUCAAACAGUUACAUACGGUUUCGCCUCCGCGCCUUUCCUGGCAACCCGCACUCUCCAACAAGUUGUACAGGAUGAAGGAUCCCAUUAUCCUGCCGCUGUCGAUGUUGUGAAACACGAUUUCUACGUCGACGAUCUUCUUUCUGGAGCUUCUGAUGUCCAAUCCGCUAUUCGUCGUUGCAAGGAAGUAUCCGCCAUGCUUGCGUCAGCUGGCUUCCCGCUGAAAAAGUGGGCAUCAAACUCCGUUGAAGUCCUCGCCGAAAUCCCAGAAGAAGAUCUCGCGUUAUCGCCGCUACAUGACCUCCAAGACGAACAGUCCGUUUGUACACUCGGACUCGUGCGGCAGCCGAAAUCCGACAUGAUGCGCUUCAAGGUUCAGUUACUGGUACCCGAAUCCGUCCUCACCAAACGGAAGGUGAUGUCGUAUAUUGCACAAAUAUUCGAUCCGCUCGGUCUUGUUGGCCCGAUCAUCACGGUUGCGAAGCUGUUUAUGCAGAGAUUGUGGGCACUGAAAACCGACGUAGGACAUUCAUACGAGUGGCAUCGUCCGCUGCCUCCGCAUCUGCAAAGUGAAUGGAAGCUGUUUCAUGGUACAUUGAAUGCAAUUUCCGUCAUUCGCAUUCCGAGAUUUGUGUCGCAAGUCAUGAUCAAAUCCACCGAGCUUCAUUUCUGCUCAGAUGCUUCAGAGAAAGCCUAA